Molecule: messenger RNA, 5513 nt
Organism: Anastrepha ludens (Mexican fruit fly)
Lineage: Eukaryota; Metazoa; Arthropoda; Insecta; Diptera; Tephritidae
Product: NACHT and WD repeat domain-containing protein 2
Exons: 17
Coding region: 120-5309 (1729 amino acids)
Molecular function (GO): protein binding
Source: RefSeq, a predicted model, not a curated record
UGAAUGGCGGCGAAAUUUUAAUUCACAAUCUUUAAAUUCUAGUUUCAUUUUGGAAUUUGAAGAAAAUAAUUGUUUGAAAUAUUGUGAACAUUUCUUAGUUAGCAAAAGAGUCCAACAAAAUGGAUGAUCGUACAAUUGAUUCGAUUUUUGCGGGCUCACUCGAGUCUUUGCCGCCAGUUAGUUCGAAAAUUGUGCGUAUUUUUACUAGUUCGACUUUCACAGAUACCACAAUGGAGCGCAACACGCUGAUGGCCAAGUGUUAUCCUCGCAUUAAGGACUAUUGUCGAGAGAAGCAUGGGCUUGAAUUUCAGGUUGUCGACAUGCGUUGGGGUGUCCGUGAUGAAGCCACCGAUGAUCACAUGACCACAGAAUUGUGUAUGCGUGAGAUUCAAAAUUGUCAGCGCCUUUCGAUGGGUCCAAAUUUCAUUGUGUUUUUGGGUCAAAAAUAUGGUUACCGACCGAUACCAACAUACAUUGUGUCCUCGGAAUUGCAAUUGAUUUGUGAAGAACUCACCUCGAUGGGUGUCGAUCGUGCGCUCCUUGAUUUGUGGUACAAAAAAGAUAGUAACGCUGUACCGCCAAUGUCGGUGUUGCAGCCUAUCUCAUCGAUUCUAAUCAAUUUUAAUAACAAGCGUGUACCUAAAUUACAAGCAGAAGAUCAAGCGGUCUGGUGGGAUACACUCAAUAAAAUGCAGAAACUGUUAAGAAAAGCUGCAGCUUCUUUGGGUGCUAGUGCAAAACUGGACAAGGAAUGUGUGCACAACUAUUUCAUGUCAGUGACUGAACGCGAGGUCAUCAACGGCAUAUUGAAUGUGAGGAACACCAAAAACCAUUGUCUAGCCUAUGUGCGCUACAUCAACAACAUAAAUUUGCAAAAUCUCAAGAAAGCUUCACUCUUUGUGGAUAUCAUAAAUCGUAGUUUGGAUACAGAAUCGGCAAAAUUGCUGGGUGAUUUGCGUGAUGUGCGUUUGCCAAACAAGAUUGAAACGAGUAAUAUGCAGAAGUACACAGUCGAAUGGAUUGGACGCGAGGGUCUGGAUAUUGAAACACACGAGGAGUAUCUGAAUCAUUUCAUAUCGCAUUUCUACAAGAACAUCGUCAAACUGGUGGAUCGCGCGAUGCGCAAAGAAGACUCCAGUGCACAGGGACAGAUAGUGACUGAAAUCCUACAGCAUUUGCACGCUUGCAAUAAUUCGGUAAAAGUAUUUUAUGGACGUGAAGAUAAUUUAGAACAUAUCAAGCGCUAUAUGCUGGGGGAUUCAGAUAAACCACUUGUCCUUUAUGGCGAAGGAGGUUGUGGCAAGACAUCGAUGCUGGCGAAAAGUGCCUCACUAGUGGCGAGCGAAUGGUUUGCCAGCAAACGGCCAAUCAAUGUGAUACGCUUCCUGGGCACAACACCUGAUUCGAGUGCGCUAACGCCGACGCUAAUUUCGAUUUGUCAACAGAUCUCCUACAACUAUAUGCUACCAUUCGAGAAUAUACCCGACGAUCUUGUACCUUUAACAGCACACUUUAAGCAAUUACUAACUUAUGCAAGCGCGAACCAACCGCUAACUUUGUAUCUUGACUCGGUCGAUCAGCUGACAGGCACACAAGACUCAAACAAAGUGUCCUGGAUACCCACGCGUUUGCCACCACACUGUAAGAUCAUCAUCUCAUGCGCCAACGAGGAAUCCAAUCCGACCGUUUCGCAAGAGUAUUAUGUGCUCCGAAAAAUGAUCGAUAUUGAGGAAAAUUUUAUCGAGGUUACUGCGCUAGGCGAAGAUCUGGCAAUGAAUGUAAUAAAAAUGUGGAUGAAGACGGCAUGUCGUGAUUUGAAUAAUUAUCAGUGGCGUUUGGUUGCAAAUGCCAUCAGUAAAUGUUCCUUGCCUAUUUUCGUCAAGCUAGUCUUUGCCGAGAUCUGUCGUUGGCGUAGCUAUACGAAACCGCAAGAGACACAUCUUGCCAACACCGUUAUGGAUUCGAUUAUGAUGCUCUUCGAACGUAUCGAAAAACAGCAUGGUCGUAUUUUGGUCUUUCAUGCGUUGGCCUAUAUCACCGCCGCCAAGUCGGGUUUGUCUGAGAGCGAACUGGAGGAUCUCAUUUCGUUGGAUGACAAAGUGUUGGACGAUGUUUAUCAGUACCAUAUGCCGCCAGUGCGUCGCAUACCGCCGCUUUUGUGGACUCGUAUACGCAAUGAUUUGCCGAAUUAUCUGAGCGAACGUGAGGCGGAUGGUGUGAAUGUGAUGAAUUGGUAUCAUAGACAAUUUAGAGAUACCGCUAAGGAGCGCUACUUCAAGAACAUGAACAUGGCUAUAUAUUUCCAUUCGAUGAUUGCUGAUUAUUAUUUGGGUAUAUGGGGUGGUGGUGUGCCGAAACCAUUUAGGUAUACGGAAAUACAACGGCAUCGUUUCGGACUAACGGAGAAGGAGGGUUCUGCGGACAGAAAGGUACCAAUCCAACCAUUGGUUUUCACAAGCAAAGAUGGCAGCUCAAAGCGGUAUAAUUUGAGAAAGUUUGGUGAGCUGCCCUUCCAUUUUGUACGUUCUCGUCGCUUUAAGGAUCUCUUCGAGCAUGUACUCUUCAAUUAUGAUUGGCUACAUGCCAAACUUUCAAGUUGUCCACUACAAGCUGUGCUGGCCGAUUUCGAAGAUGCUUCCGCUAAUACGGACAAUAAAGAAUCCAAACGUGAGUUGAUGUUAGUCGCAGACGCUUUGCGUCUUGGUGGCGCUAUUCUUGCCGUAUAUCCGAAUAUGUUGGCACCGCAGCUAAUUGGGCGUUUGCUACCCGAAAUCGGUGGGAAUAGUAAUAUAAAAAUGCUGUUACGCGCGUGUGAUCACUCGGGUCCAAAAGAUUGUUCGCUAAUACCAGUAAAUCAUUGUCUGCACACACCGGGUGGUCCAUUAAAAUACUCGCUGGAGGGUCAUCAGUUUGCCGUCUUCGCUUUUUGUCUGACGAGUGAUCUCCGCUACAUGGUCUCUAUUUCCACUCACUUUAUAACUUUUGAUCUCUCUACGUCGGAUCUCACGCGUGAUGUUAAUCCCGGCAUUGAAGGUAUUAUGCAGCAACUUGUCUUAAGUCCGGAUAAUAAAUGGGCUGCGGCGUAUUCCAACAACAAUCAGACAGUACUGCUCAAUAUGUUGUCCAGUGAGUUUGUUGUGAUCGACAGUCCGUUUGAGGAGUGCGAUGGGCCAGUAAGUGGUCUGUAUUUGCUAAAUCAAAGUCUCUUCUUGACUUGCAAGCUGCGCUGGGCUCAAUUCGAUAUGCGUGGCAAUUUGAUGGGUGUGCACGAUAUCUAUGGCGACAUUACUGACUGGGAAAUAUUGAAUAUAGAGUUUCUGCGACCAAAUGACUAUAAUGUCAUUUUCUGGUCCGGUUCCAUUAACGAGACUCGUAUACGCUUGGAUUCCUGUCGCAAUGAGCUGCACUCUGAACCUUUGUUGCUUUAUAGCGCGCUAGCCAUUAAUAAGCCACGCACAAAGAUUUAUGGUUGCGCAAGUGAGGAGAAUUAUGAGGUCAGCGUGUUCCGUUUCGAAGAAAACUCUAGCGCAGACUCCAUCGGUUGGAUACUCGAGGAACAGUUGCCACGUUUUGAGAAUGACGAAAAGGAAAUGUUACUGCAACUGCGUUUAGACCAAGACGAUCGUAUGCUACUCGGCACCGCUGGCAAAGGGUUCGUUAUUUGGGAUUUCGGCAAGGAUGAUGAACGAUUGAGCGAGGAUGCUAUGUACUUUGCGUUGCCACAUGGAGUACGCAACAUUACGACUCGCAUCAUGCAAUCCAAUUCGAUAAUGGUCAGCUCUAAAAUGGAUUACGCUGUGGCGGGGGUGCGUAAGAACCUCUACGUUUGGUGCCUGCAUACGCGUCAACUGGCGAAGGUACUCGACGCACAUUUCGGUCGUAUCAUCCAGCUGGAAGCGCUUACUAUAGGUAAUUGGAAUAAUGUUGUGACAUCGUCCAUUGACCGGUCGGUAAAAGUGUGGAAUAUUAAUAACAUUUUCGAGAAGGUACAUGUGAUUGAUCGGCAUGAACUGCAAAUCGAUAAUAUCAGUCUAUCCGAGGUGGAUUUGGGCGUCACGGUUACUCGCAGCUGCGUUGGUGUUUGGGACACGCGCUCUGGUCGUUUGCUUGCCAAGUUAGCCGAUAGUCCACUGGGCGCAAUUGUUACUCAUGCCGAAAUAACACCCGAUGGCCGUUAUAUUAUCUCCUCGGAGACUGGCAAAUUUUUAAUUUGGAAUCGCAUCUCAGAGCAAGUGAUCUAUCGUGACGAUCAACCGGGCAUUCAACAAUUAACGUUUAUGGAUUAUGGCUACAAAGUUUUAACGGUGUCAUGUCCGAAUAUUAAUAAUAAAGCUGCAGCUGCGGCAGCAGAAGCGGCUGCUGCGACAGGAGAGGAAACAAAUCGGCUGACGGCUAUAACUGCAGUGCGUUUGGUGCCGGAGGGCACUAUACUCUUUCGCUUUGAGUAUCCCGUACGCAUGGUACCCGGUCUACCCUUUAGACAGUCCGUCAUUUCUGCUGACUCUGCUUAUGUGAUUGUUUGUACGGUGGACAAAGCAAACAAGGAUUGCCUAGCCAUUUACAGUGCUACCAAUGGAGCGUUUGUUUCGAAAAUCCUGCUCAAGGGCUGUGCUAUUAAGGAGGUAAUUUCUUUGGUGCCAAUGCCGCACAAGGCCAAUCAAGUGGCUGUGAUCAGCAGUGAGAAGGGCAGUGUGAUGGAUAUCAAAAGUAAGAAGCACGUCCGCUCCAUACCCAAAUGGGGCGGUUCGAUAACUAGAGAUGGCAAAUGUGGUCUAUAUGCGCCUACGAGAGGUGGCCUGGAGAUGUUGGAACUACGCAAAGGCACCACAGUCAAGACAUUUAUCCCUAAAGUGGCCGAGGGUGUAUUCUCUGUGAUCUGUCUAUUCACAGAGAACGAUGAAUACGUUUGCUACUAUCACAGUGGCCGCAAGACCAUACGUGUCUUCCGCACUUCCGAUACAGAAAUGAUUGCAAACUAUCGCCUGCAGGCCGAAUUGACAGCAAUCAAGAGCAGCAAAGAUGGACGUUGCAUUGUCUUGGGUACCGUUGAUGGCUGUAUGUCUGUACUGGCCAUUGUCGAUCCACAAAAAGAGGAAAUGUUCGAGUAUUUGAAUCAAUUACCGUCGCGCGAUGAGAAUUGGAAAGCCAAGCUGGCCAAGCAGAAGGCGCGUGUUGGCUUCAAGGCGGCCAUACGUGUGGCGACGAUUUCGUCACGUUUUGAUAGAAGUAAUAAAAAUGCGACAGAUAGCGGUGAGGCUGUUGAAGUGGAUGAGGAGGGCAAUGCAUUGGAGACUGGUGCGGGAGAGUAAUGUGCAAUUGUUGAAUUUGCAUGUGAAAAAUUUUCCAUUUUGUCGUAGUAUUAUAAAAUUAGUAUAGUUGUAGCUGCGUUAAGCGCUGCUUUAGAAGCCAUACGAAAAGAAUGUACAAAAAUUGUUUUGUUAAAGCUAAAGAUUUACUAAUAAGGUGUUGAGUAUUAUUGUGUGAUGGAAAACAUAAUCAAAUAAAAAUGCUUG